This is a messenger RNA of Schistosoma intercalatum, 2247 nucleotides long. NCBI's taxonomy places the organism in Eukaryota, Metazoa, Platyhelminthes, Trematoda, Strigeidida, Schistosomatidae. The record is from the annotation of a GenBank genome assembly.
GCAUCAAUAUUAUAAAAUAACGUCAGUUGAGUUGAUCAGCUUUAACGAGCACUGCUUGUGAACACAACUAAUGUUGCACAAACAUCCGAAUGAAGGAUCACAUACAUACAAUGAUGGAAUCAAAUAUAAUAAUCAAGUGGUAAUCUGUGACGAUUCCACGUUAUCUGGAAUGGUUGAUCCAGUACGCACUCGAUUAAUAUUGAAAGUAGAAAUCAGUUGAAAAUAUUCAUUUGAGAAUGUAGGUGUUUUUAACCAAUAUCCUUCAAGUGUUUCUAUCAAUGUUGAUGACAGCAUUAGUGUUCGCAAUUGAUGAAAUCUUUGGGUAUCUUUUUCAACAUAACUGGAUUGGUUUUGUUUUAAUGUAAGUAUAUAAAAAAUGAGAAUUCAUCAUCAAAUAUUCAAAGUGCAUUUAGUAGUAAGCUUCUUCAUUUUAUUUAAACACAUAAAUAUUGAAAUAAAAGGAUACCGAAUAGAUAUGUGCCACACAUUUUACUUGAUUUGUCGGUGGGCUAUGAUACUGCACAAUUGCUCGAAUCGAAGCAGACGGUUAUAUUAGGAGGCCACAUCCCAAGAAUGUGACGUUUUAUCAAGAUUUAUACGAUUCGCCUUACAUCAUUUAUAGCAUUAUUUUCCCAACUACAUUUUCCGAAUUGCAUCUAUUUUUGUUAUUGAAUUGAUUUUGACACUUUAUAAUUUACAUUACAGUUUCAUUUCGAUUGGUGCAACCAUUGCAAUUUUCUUUAUUCAGAGACUCACACAUUUGAAAUACCUCACGGAUUUCCUUUACGUACUACUCGUAAGUUGUUUUUGUUAGCAAUGGACGAAUGUGUAUAAAACGUUUGCCAAAAGGAAUAUAAACUUAAUUCAAUACUGAUGUAUCUCAAUACGAUAUCAUAUCAGCAUGUUAGUCGUUAUGUAAAUGAGACUAUUCUGUGGAUGUGCAAAAUGAGUUAUUGAUAUUGCUAGAUAUGGACAAACAUGUAUUAUCUUUGAUCACCAAUUCACCAAACAUCGUAUGUGAUUUAUGUGUUACAUGUUCACUGAUUUAAUCUCGAGACAAUGACUGACGAGGUGGAUACGGAAAAAUUCUCUGUAUACAUGAGUCGAGAACAUUGUUUCUAAUGGUGAAAUGUGUGUUCAGAGACUAUCAGAAAAUUGUUCAUACGAGCAAGAUUUAUGAAUGCUUUAUCAACUAUAAACGUUUCACUCCAACAUCUGACCUACUUGAUAGAGUCGUCACUGAUCAUGAAUUAUGGUUACAUGAGAAGGAUGUUGAUCUAUAAUUCUGAUGAUUUCUCGAGAUGUUUUGAAUGUUCAGUGAUUAUGUGCAUGUACUCUGAAUUUUAUUCAGUACAGAUUCCAUGUGUUUUAUCGAGUUAUUUCGAUGAUAUGCGAUUUAUAUGCAAUCACUCAUUGCCUAAUCAAUUUCAGCAUGUUCUACCAUCUAAUUAAUUAUUACAUAAAUGUAUUUCUCUCCUUUUAAGGUAAUUUGGCACAAAUGUUCUGUCAAAUAAAAACAAAAUUUAAUAGGUUGUUUCGUUGAUAUAAAAGUUAAUUAAAAUAAUCCAUUGUGUCAUUGCGUAAGAAAGAGAUAAUUCAGAGAAAAAAAUUUUCUUUUCGACAAAAUCAUUUACUCAAGCUGUAUGUUCAUAUAUAUAGUUCCAUGCAAAAUAUAUGCCCUUUGAACAAUCUUCUUUUUCCCUUCAUUUCAAGAGCUUCAGCUUCGCUGGUGUGAUAACCUAUCUUUCAAUUCACGCACAGGGAAUGUUCAUAUUUAUCAGUUGGAUUUUGGCCAUCAUUCUAUCAGUGUUAUUGUUUAUGAUUGGAAUAAACAUUAAACGUGAUUUGGUCAGUUAUUUUUGGUCGUUUUUGAUUUAUGUCAUUAUUGUCAUUCUUAUCAUUUUUGUUCUGGUGAUCCCAUGGAUCUAUGGUAUUACUGUGGUGACGUGGGCAAUCGGUCUACUCGUUUUAGCCAUCAUAAUUCCGGCUAGUUUAAUUGAAGCUCAAAUAUUUUGUGGAGGAAGAGCAAUGUACUACAGAUCUGAAGAUUUCAUAUUUGCAUCAAUGGUUCAUUUGUUCUUACUGACUUUCUCAUAUUCUGGAUUUAUUUUACUGUUUCUCAACAUUAAAUUAUCCUAGAUAUUGACAAUUUGUGUGAUGUUUCAAUGUGAUGUACCCUUGUAAUUGUGUACUUUUGAUGAUGCAGUAGAACAAGAAUGAUGAAUAUGAGAAUUUCUAUGUUUGUUC